Physella acuta is the source of this 8442-nucleotide messenger RNA. RefSeq lists its product as uncharacterized. The record is from RefSeq and is a predicted model, not a curated record. Gene Ontology annotation, biological process: regulation of transcription by RNA polymerase II. Gene Ontology annotation, molecular function: RNA polymerase II transcription regulatory region sequence-specific DNA binding; DNA-binding transcription factor activity, RNA polymerase II-specific. Gene Ontology annotation, cellular component: nucleus. Lineage: Eukaryota; Metazoa; Mollusca; Gastropoda; Physidae.
AAUCCAGCACACCAAAAAUUACAGAUUGUUUUUUCGUGCUUAUAAUAGGACAAUCGAUUUUAAGAUAGUUUUAUAGCCCUACUUUUCUUUCAUCGUAAACUUGUUUUUCGUAAUUAAUAUAAUUUGUUUUGUAACGUAAUUAACUAAAACAAUGUAUUGCGUAGGAAUUUGCCUAUCUACUGUUCAAGAAGCCUUGACCUAUUUUCCCAAGUUCAGCUGUGAAUGGUGUUGAUGGCGUAGACGUCGGUCAUUGUGAGGUCCCGUAUAAGAAAAAGCGAAAAUUUACGACUAAUUCAAAUUAUCUGUGUCUGCAAAUAAUGUAAAGUUUCAAUUCUAAAUACUGUGCACAAUGGAAGGAGAAGAGGGGGAGAGAAGAGAUGUCAGAAGGCCAAUGAAUGCAUUUCUAAUAUUUUGCAAGCGCCAUAGAAGUGUUGUAAGACAGAAGAAUCCAGAUAUGGAUAAUAGAAGUGUGACACGUGUUCUAGGAGAUCUGUGGGCAAAUCUUGGAGAGGAAAAGUCAACUUAUACUAAUCUAGCUAAGCAGUACAAAGAUGCUUUUAUGAAAGCACACCCAAACUACAAAUGGCACAGUUCUGAAAAACAACAAGGCACAUCAGCCAAGCUGGUUGCUAAACCUACCAAUUCCAGAGUCAUUAAAAAUGUGGCAGAAAUUUCAACUGAUGGAGGAAUUAUUCCUGGGAAACUUGCUGAUCCUGAAAAGAUGGGAGGACUGAAUUUGUUAUUGAUGGCAGAUAAGGAAACGUCUCAUGAGCUGAGGCCUUCACUGUUCACACCACCAAAUAAGUCCUCAAGUGUGCCAGCAUCUACCAAAAAGUCUGAGCAGGCUGGUACAUCCAACAAUGCACUUCUACAACUAGCAGAGAUGUGUGCAAGUGAGCUGCAAAGUUCAGUCAGUGAGAGGCCCUCAUCUUAUCCAAACACACCACUCACUCAGGCUCUGUCCCAGCAUCCAUUAGCACUGUCCAGCAGCUUCCCAUCUCACUUGUCUAACCAGACACCCAUGGCACCCCCAAAGAAACGAGCAAGACACUGGAGUUUGACAGAGUCCUCUGAAGUUCAUGGUUAUGGCAGUGACCAUGAAGGAAACUGUGACAGAGCCGUUGAUUUAUCUCCCCUCAACUUGACCACCCACACCCCCCAGUACAUGUCAGGAGAGUCCAUGGCACAUUGUGAUGAAAGCUACUCAUCUGUUGAGAGAUACAAAGGUGCCUCUUCGAGAAGAAGAUUGUCUUCAUCUGCCACGGAAUCCAUUCCAUCACCAUCCCCACCUUAUGUGGAUGAUGCAGAAUCACCUGUGUUUACUUCAGAAUUUUCCAGAUCUGAAAAAUUAGCAGAGCCUCUUCCAUCGUUCCCUGGAGCAAGAGUUUUAUCUGUCAACUUGCCUACAGAUAAAAGCCACCUUGUAACCCUAGAGUCCACCCAACCUAACUGCAGCAGUGUUAAACCUCUGACUUCAGUAUCUGAGCACAUCCAGAGCCAACAGCUCAACGUCACACUUGCUCAAGCACUGAGGGCAGUGCCACAGUUCCAUCUGUCAGCUGUAUCUGCUGGGCAGGCUUCCACACCAACAACUCAACAGUCCAAGCCGGUGGGAGGACAGCAAGUCCUCUUUUCACAAAACAUACUAGCCCAACCAGGGGACAAGAUGGCCAAAAGCAAUACGUUCAAAAUUGAUGUCAAAAUGGAGAAAAAUCCUGAUUUUUAUCAGUGGAGAGAGCCAGGAAAAACAAAACCAAUUUCUAGUGAAUUAUCACAAAACAACAAAGCUCUGAUUUCAACUAAUGAGGCGCCUAGCAAGCUAACACAUUCAUUUUCUUACAAGGAGCAGCCCCAGAAUUUAGCUCUACCAUGUCAGAUAAAGCUGGAGACUGAGAACAAGCCACAAUCACCUAGCCAGACGAAGAUGGAUCUGUCAUCAUUACUUAGUGCUGGAAGAAUUAGUUCUUUGUUAUCUAACAAUGAUGUUAGUUCACCAAAAUUAACAUUAGUUUCUUCCAGCAGUUCAGCCCCUUCUGUUGGACUUUUUCAAAACUUUGAAGGUUUAUCCAAACUUGGGGUGAACUUGAACACAGGCACAGGCUGUGUCUAUAAAGAAAAAGAAUCCAUCAUAAAAGUGCCAUCGUCCAACCCGGCAAACACUUUCAGUGAAGGCAAGUUAAAGAAGAAAUGGGCAGAGCGCAUGCUUGUGGAAGCCAAGCUUAAGGAAGACCUCACACAAGCUCAGACUGCAGUGGCUGCUACUCUGGUUGACUCCAGGAUAACCACUCUGAAUGCUAAUCAAACCAAUGCAGGGCAGGGGAAGGCUGAAUCUCAACACUUUCAACUCAAGAUCAAACCAGAAUUGCCUGACACUGGUUAUGAAAGAAACAAUCUGUACACUGAUUUAAAAGCAACGAAUGAUGGCGACAACAAAGAAACCCUUUUUAACCAUCCUGCUGAAAAGGCACCAAGGCCCACUCCUACUCGUAGCACUUCAUUCAGUGCCAGCAGCCACCCCAAGCUGAUGCUUCAGCUCUCUCAGACUCAGCCUUUACAGCAGAGAGCAAGCCAGAUUUGGUCCCAGACAUUAGUCAACCCUGCCAAAGUUGCACCAGACCACCAAGGUACUGCCCCAGUAGCUGGAGACCAGAAAGCGUUUAAACUUAGUCCACGUCCUGAAACCACAAACUGCGCAGCUGGUUUUCCAAAAGAGGAAAGCAAGCCUGUCCUUAACUCCAUCACAGCCUGCGGACAAAAAAUUUACGACCACAUAGUUGAGCAGCUUACCAAGUCUGAUUUCUCCGGGGACCGGGCUAUGGCGCAAAACAGUGCUAUACGGAAUGCAUUCUUGUCUGAUACCCACCUUAAGCACAUCAAAGCUGAAGCCAUAAAAGCUGAGCCAAAGUGGCAAGAAGACAGGAAAGAUUUCAGUCCCUUGCUUGUAACAAACUUAGUAGAAAAAGUUGUAAGAGAGGUUUGUGGCUCUCCACCUGGAAAAGAAGGUUGCACAUCUUGCAGAAAAACUGAGGACUGUGCAGUGAAAAAUAAAAACACUGUCUCAAAUCCAAACAUGAAAGAGGGUAGCAUGUCUAGAACCUCUCAAGAGAGUUCUGCCAACUGGGAUUCAUAUAGGCAGCCUGUUACAAACAGUCCAACUUAUGAAGGAGAUGGACAAGGUCAGUGGUCAUCAGUUGCCGCUGAAUCAGGGGAUCAUUCUGAUAAUAAUGACGAUACGGGUGCCCCACCAGUUAGAAAGUCUAGACGUGCUAACAGGGGUCAGAAGUAUCAGGAGCUGAUAAAAGAGGGCUUUAUUCAACCAUCCAGGGAGCGUCUUGCUGCCAGGAAUGCUGAAAGAAAUGGUAGAAGUUUUGGUACAAGAGAUGAAUUUGACAAGAUGGACAAUAGAAGAACACUGAAACGCUCAGCAAGUGAAAGAGAUACGACAAGUGCUAGUGUGGAGUUUAGCUCAAAUGGAGUUGGGACCACUUAUUCUGGCUCUUUGGUGACUGGGGACUCAUCUGUUGACAAAAUCAAGUUUAGAACUGGUGCAUUUGAUCUAGAGAAAGAAAUAAAGUCGCUGCCAGUCUGUUCUAUGUCCCAGCUUGAGAAGAGAAAAGCCAUGAAGCGUAGAUGUGACAGUGAGCUAUUAGGUGUUCCCCAACGCGCCAGAAGUAACAGUGACCCUGACUGUGUAGUCUCUCCACCUGCUGCUACUGUUUCUUGUGGAGCGGUCAAAUAUGAAGUGAGUUUAGAAUCAUCAGGAUGUCCAGCUCCGCACAUUCCAAUCCCUAAAGAAGAACGACCAUCUGAACCAGUGACUGGUAGCCGCAAGCGAAAGGCCCGCAAUUACUGUAUAACUCGCAUUUCAAUCCAAGGAGAAACUGAUCAAAAUGAAGAGAACUUACAAGAGUGUGUAAAGAAGUCCAAAGACAGCAGUGAUACACACAAUGAAAAAAGUCAUGCCGCACCUCUUGUAUCCAACUCUGAAAAUAUUUCUAGCACAAUGGAGCAGGUGGCGUGUUCAUUUCUCUCCCUAUCAACCCCACAACUGGUCAAGAACUUGCAGAAGCCUUUAAAAUCUGUGGAAAUUCUACUGACCUCCCCACAGAUCAGUGGCUUGGUCACAAGCUGUCCUGUUUCGUCCUCUAGCAAAAUCCAAUCUUUGCCAUCAUCCAUACCUUCAGCUUCACCUGACCAAACUUCCAAGCAGGUGUGUUUGAACCAGUCACACUCACUUCGGGCAGGGAAAGAAUUAUACUCAGAAGAUGCCAGUGUAGCUUCAGGGGACAGGCUACCAAAAUUGUCCUGCUCUUCACAACAUGCUGGCCAGGCGGUCAAGUCUCAUGCACCCAACUUUAAUCAAGUUGUUUGUGGACUAAGUGGGAGAGAAACCAACAUGAAACAUAACACUUAUAAAACAUUGCAGCUGCUAAACAAAGGGGAUCUGCCUAUGGAUAAGAAAGAGGCCAAGAAGACCCGAGUGACCAAGCCCAAGUUGAAUAAGAUACCUAAAAAAUAUUCCCUUCAUGAGAUGGGCGUGGCAUCUAAGCAGUGUUCAAAAGUAACUUUAGUCUCGACACUCCCGCAUUCUAAUAAUACUCGGUUAAGGAAGAAACUUAAUAAACAUGAACAAACUGAACCCUACCACCGCUUCCUGUCUGCUGAUGGUAAAAUGAUAUGUGGUGAUGGUGCAAUUUCUUCUGCGCCACCCAGCACAGGUAUUUUAGUCAACUGUCUCACUUCUAAGCAUUGUGAAGAUAGCUCUCGGCUGUUAAGACAGAUUCACUCUAGCUCGUUUUCUAUCAUCAACCAAGCUCCUGAAAAAGGCUCAGAGCAUGGAGGAUCAUCAUCUGGGAUGGGCAGUGUCUCUAAUCUUGGCCCAGAUAUUAACCACAGAAAUUUGAAAUCUGGGCCAUACAACUCUGUACUGCCCCUGUUACUUGUAUCUGCAUGCAGCACUCAAGUCAGUGAAACCACAGCACCAAAACUACCAGCCAUCUCCAAGCCUGUUUGUUCUGUGAUAACCUCACUGAAAACAGAGUCCAGGCUAUUUUCAGACCUGAAGCAGGAUUCCCUCCCUGCUUCCAUCCUGCUGUCCAACUGCGCUUCAGCUGCGUCUGCUGAUGCCCCCCCACCACCAGCUGCUGCUGCUAGCAUCAUCAGCACCAGCUCGACAUACACACCCUCACUGCUCUCAGUGACACCUGUAUCUUCUGUGAUUUCACUGGCUACCUCCACCAACUCCGCCAUGGAUGACAUUGUAAGCUACUCUGUGAUUGGACCCAGCUCUGUCAUAGAGGCUGGAUCUCCACGUAUGAUUGGCUCCCCGCAUCUGCCAGAGUCUCCAUCUGUAGCAGCUGUUCAGUCGUAAAAGAUUUUGUUAUUCCACUGUGUGUGGUACAGACAUCAAUACCACUUAGCUGCUUAAAAUAGGGCUCUCCAUAUCUUGCUGUAUUAAACAUGUUUCAUUUUUACUCAACAGUCCACUACUCAUACAGAAUAUGCAAAUAUUAUUUAUUAUAAUCAUGAAAAACAUUAAAACGCUUUCAGUAUCAACAUAAAACAUGCAGAUUAUCUGGAUUUAGAUUUAGUUAAAGGCUAACAUAUCCAUUUGCCUGUUAUGUAUAAUUAUUAUUUAUACAUUAUUUAAGUGACUGAUUACAUAAAAUUGCGUUGUCGUUACUACACUGAGGUGCUGCAGUGAUUGGAGAAAAAACUGUUUGAUUGCAAUAAAUGUCUUUCACAUUUCCAAUGCUUCAUUUGGUCCCUGUGGACCUGCACUUUGCUGUGAACAUUCAAAUAAUUUAUGCAAGUUAUUUAUUUAACCUUUUGAUUGUUGUAUAUAUUUAACUGCAUUUAUGACUGGCAUAAUCCGUGUAAAGCUGAGGUUGUACACGCCAGAUGAUCUGACAGGUGGAUUAUUGCAUCACAAGUAGAUGCAUACAACGGUAUCAUCACUGGCUAAAGCAUACAUUUGCUAUUGAAUUACAAGUUUAAACUUGAUAGCACUCAAUGUACAUGACCUUGUUGUGAAGAGUUUGAUCAUUUUUCUUUGUGAUUGUAAUAUGAAUGUGAUCUCCAGUGAUUGAAAGCAAGAAAAGGAAAACUGUUUGUGAUUAAAUCUCAUUUACAUUGUUAUAUAUAUACAUCUAUUAAAACCACUUUUUUUCUUGUUUUUUUUUAUACUAUGGUUUCUAUUGUUUUAUUUCUUCAAUCUUUUUGAUGCCGAGUAGAAAUGUUCCCAAAUAGCUAGCUAACAGAAAAUGUGUUUACCAUUAGAUUUUUAAAAAUCAUGACAGACUUCACCAUUGGUGCAGUUGUCAUUUUUAAACAUUUUCUCUUGAUCUCACCCUCUCCACAGGGUUUUCUUAUGCUAUGGUUUCAUUUUCUUCCACUAAAAAUUUUUUCUGAUAAACCCAUUGUUGACCAAAGCAGGGUUUAAUUCCAUUUAUUUUAAAAUUUAGUUUGACGUUUUUAAAACACUUUUGUGCAAAUAUAAACUUUUAAACACUGGCUUUUAAAAUAUUUAUUUAAAACAAUUUUUAGUGUUGAUUUUUUUAAAUUGUUGGUAGAAGCUAAUCAAAUUAGUUCAAAACCAGAAAUUGCAUUUGUAUGAUGAUCAUAUUUUUUUUUGCAAUUACUACCUAGAAGUGUAUUUAUUGUGUACAUAAUUGACACUUUUCUUAGCUAUAUUUAUUGUGUACAAAGCUACAUUUAACUGUUGUUUAAUUUACUUAUUACGAUGUAAGCUGCCAUAUGCGCUAGUCCAUUUAACUUAAAACAUUUUUAAAACCAUUGUAACUGCAUUUUUCAUCUUUAAUAAAUUACAAUUGUGUACUGUGUUUUACAAAUCUCCAUGGAUUGAGGCAAUCUUUACAUCUUCAGUAAUUUUAACUAAUUGAAAUGUAAUCUUGUAACCUGUUAAAAGAGAUUCAUCAACUACGCAGUUCCAAUAUUUCUGUAAUUGUUUACAUGUGUAGCAUAGACCACACCCACUCCAGCUGACUUGGCUUUGGGAAAUUCCAAUAUUUUUAUUGUUCAACAUGACUGCUCUAAUGCCUGUCUGGGGGAUCAUGUGGAAGAUAGAGCAUAAUGGAAAUGUGUACAUAACGCAGGUGUACUUUGUGUUACAUGAACUUCUGCUGUGAUGUCUCAUGCAUACUGAUUGUCAUGAAAGUUUUUUUUUUUUUUAACUACAAAACAUUUUUGCUAGCAAGUUCUCAUUUUAGUUACUUUUUCAUUCAGAGAAAAAAUCCACUUUUGUUUUUCUUAAAUAUUCUACAAUUUUCAAUGACGUAUUCAUUCAACCAAAAAAAGUACAAGUGCUUUUGUUUUCUCUAAUUUUUCAUAGGGUCGUUAUCAUUAUUAAAAUGUUCAGUUGUGAGCUAAUAGUUUUUUUGCAUACAAUCUGAAUAGAAAGGCUAAUCAAUUAUAAGUUAGCUUCUUUUCUCAUGUGCUUCAAAUAGAAUAUUAGAUUAUUUCAACUUUUUUUAUACAUGGAUGCAACUGCUAGCAUUCGUUCUACUUCUUCAGUACUUACUUUUGUAUCUCAGACUAUGGCAGCUGGCUAUUUAUUUCAAUUCUUUCUUGUUUUAUUCAAGUUAAGAAGCUACAAAUAUUGUCUAAUUAUCCCAGUUACAUUUUUAAAAGGCAUUAAUGAAAAUAUUUUUUUACUAUUCCUAUUUAUUUCAUGAUAUUUCUCUUUAAAUUUCAAUUGUAAAAAAAAUUACUUGAUCAAAAAGUUAAAUUGAAAAAAAAUACUUGUGUUUUUGUAUACCAGGUACAUUUGCUUGAGUUUUGAAAAACAAAUCAUAAUAGUAUUAUACAAUGAUAUUGCAGAUUGGUACAUUAGCUUAUGUGAAUGUUGUAUAUGAAUUCAUUAAAUAUUUAUCAUACAUUGUAUGUACUACUACUACUAUAUGUUGAGUUAGGAAUUGUUUGAAGUACACAAUAGUGGUUUUUUUAAAAUUAGGGCUGAAACACAUUCUGUUUUAUAUACAGCAGUGAAGUUUGAUAGUGACACAAUAGCCAGACGUGAUUUUUUUUUAAAAAGGCAUACUCUAUUUUUAAGCAUUGCAGCAAUUACCCAAAAAUGUUAUUUUAUGUUCAUGUUUUGUUACACUAUUGGCCAGGUUUUCCUCCAGGCUAGCAGUUUUAAAUGUUUGAAUUGCUUGAUAAAUUUAAGAAUGUAGUUGUGCUGUAAACUCUGGUAGAGAACCAUGACAUGGUCAGGUUUUUUUGGGGUGUGUCCAUUGUAUUAUCAUUAUGAGGGCCAAGACUGACUUGUGUACUGUGCCACAGUCUUGAAUGUGACGUGUCAGGACUGUCGUCACGGGAUUAUUUUCAGAGGCUCAAGCUGUCAUGUCUGGAAGUAACCAUGAUUUUUUUUUUUGUAGUCUUGUCAUCAUUUUCUCAUUGAUUGAAAUUAAAAACUAUUUAUUG